This is a messenger RNA of Sceloporus undulatus (fence lizard), 4422 nucleotides long. It is a transcript of the gene PPP2R3A, whose product is annotated as protein phosphatase 2 regulatory subunit B''alpha. Lineage: Eukaryota; Metazoa; Chordata; Lepidosauria; Squamata; Phrynosomatidae. Gene Ontology annotation, cellular component: protein phosphatase type 2A complex. The record is from RefSeq and is a predicted model, not a curated record. Gene Ontology annotation, molecular function: protein phosphatase regulator activity; calcium ion binding. The transcript has 14 exons. Bases 695 to 4075 code for a protein of 1126 amino acids. Gene Ontology annotation, biological process: protein dephosphorylation.
CCUCCGCCUCCCUUGGCAGCGACCUCGGCUCCCACCCCAACUUUGUCCUGCUUCCAGCGCGCAAUCCCUGCUCUUCCCUUCUUAAAAGAGGCAGAGCCUCCUCUAGAAAGCCAGAGGAAGAAGAAGGUGGAGGAGAAAGGAGGAACAGGAGCCCCUGAUCUGCACCCCAAGAUGGAAGUUGGGGUCUCCUCAAGUUGGGGUAUUUUCCUCAUUGACAGAAGACUUGGAUCAUUUGACCAUGCUACCUGCCCUUUGCUUCUCCACCAUAUCUGAAAGUCAAGCAGCAAAUUGAACAAAAUAUUCAAUGGAAACCCAUUCCUUUCUUUUUCUUUAAUGGAUUGAACCUCUACAAUUCUACCUCAAAGGUUCUUUAAAAUUGGGAGAAGGGAGCAAUCCUGAAACAGUACAGUACUCUCAGGAUGGACUACAGACCUUCAAUAGUAAAUAAGUUAAAUGUAGCCAGUAUACAUAAAAUAAGGCUUAGGCAUUUCACUGUCCAUGUUCACUUUCUCUAAGACUGAUUCUGGACCUGCUGACUGUGUGACAAUAGAUUGCCUUUACAGCAUUGUAAAAUAUUUCUUAGGAGAAUCACCUCAGACUUUCUGUGCAUGUGUAAUGUAUGUGCAAUUUGAAGAGAGGCUAUGUGAUUGCAUCCUUAAUUCAGCUCAUAGUUUAACUAAUUAAAAUUCACAAUAUGGCAGCAACCUACAGGCGUGUCGUAACAACAGUGAACUGUUACAGCAGUGUUGUGAUAGAUCGUCGACUGCAACAUGCUGUGCAUUACUGUACUGGGGCAUGUCAAGUAUUCAAGCAAGGAUUUAUGUGCAUAGUGGCUCACCACAGCAUUUGUGCUGAGCUAAUUAAGGUUCCUAUGCCCAGUAUUAGAAGUUCAGAUGUGACCCACAGGCUUUCAGUGCCUGAAAAUUCCCUUGCUUUGAGUGGGGAUGAAGAUUAUCACCAAAUCUUUCCCAGUAAUCCAAGAAUUAAAAAGGGGUCUUCUAUUCAAAGCACUGGAAGUCUGAAAGAUAUCACAGGAGAAACUAUAAAUCUUGCUAGUGGAAAAAUAAAAGAAUUUUCAUUUGAAAAACUAAGAAACUCUUCCAAUCAAGUGAGUUAUAGAAAGGGAAGAAAAGUAAAGUCAGAUCCAUUCAAUAGAAGAUCAUUAGAUUUUGACUUGAUCUAUGGACAUUUCAGCAAUGACGAAAAUUCCCCCCCUCUAUUUGGUCUGUCACAUAAGUCCUCUCCUGAUGAGAAAUGGCAGGUCAGAAGCACCUCAGUAGAAGAAAAUGUGAAUUCUACAGUUCCCUCGUCUUUGCAGACUUUCUCUGAAGAUAGUUUUAUUACACAGAUCUUGGAAAAGCACAAAUUAGAUGGUUCUUCUAGUGGGGACAUUAAGAUGUGCCUGGACAUCCUUCUAAAAUGCUCAGAGGACUUGAAGAAGUGUACUGAUAUAAUAAAGCAGUGUAUCAGGAAGAAAUCUUCAGGUAGUGUUAGUGGAGGAAACGGUAAUGAUCCUGUGGCCAAUUCUGAAGUGAUCUAUAUGAAUUUAAUGACAAGGUUUUCUUCUUACCUUAAAAAACUGCCUUUUGAAUUUAGGCAGCCUGGGCUUGCUGAACCUGGUGAUAUGGUAGAACUGCUUACCAGUUUGUCUGCUUUUCAGCAAUCUCAUUUCCCACCAGUAUUUAGCAGUGAACAGCCACCAAGAUAUGAAGAUGUAGUAUCUUCCCCAACCUCUAUGACUAGGCAGUCUUUCACCACAGACUUACAAGGAUGUCACAUUAACAAUAAUGCCAAGUCAUCAACCAGACCUACCCAAAUCCCCAAUAUAGAUUUGUCCUCAAAAGUUUUGUAUGUCAGCAACCAGAAUGACAACUUAGGAUCAAGAAAUGAUCCUACUUCACCACCUCAGUUAUUAUCAGUAAACUCAUCCGACUGCAUUUCUCCCACAGAUACUUUGUACAUUGUAGAAGAAUCAGAUAGAGAAAAGGUAUUAGGGAGUGUAUCAAGUGACAAGAGUAGAGCAAUACAGGUAAAUUCAGAAAGCAGCCCACAGAAAUCUGAAAGGGCAGACCCUGCUCUAGAUCCUACUAAAACAUUACCUACUGCAGCACAGAACUCAAGUCCAGCAACCUCUACUAGUCAGGGCCUUGACUGUACUGUUCAGACUUCAAAACGAGAGCUGAGACAAAAUAAUCAAGAAGAGAUAGAUAAACUUUUGUUGGAUUUGGAACAUUUUUCACAGAAAAUGGAGGCUACUUUAAGAGAGACUACCAUGAAGCAGAGUGAUGCUGCAUGUUUGAAAGAUAGUAAUCUAUCACUGACUCCUGACAGUAGAGGUAAAGCCUGUUCACCUGCAGAUAAGUGUGCCUCCCCCUCUUUAUCAAAACUCGUAGAAACCAAUGGACAUAAAAUGGAAGAAGAAGAUAAAACUCUUUUACUCCGUAUCCUUGAAAGCAUAGAAGACUUUGCUCAGGAGUUAGUAGAAUUCCGAAUGGGGAAAGGAAGCUUAUCAAAAGAGAAGGAAGUAAUGCACAUUCUUCAGGAAACUUUGGCCACGCCGUCCAUCACAGCUGUUCAGCAGAACUACUCUGGUACAACUACCAAGGAAGCUAUACCAGCAUUAAUUCAACAGAUGCCAGAGGUUGUCAAGGUCCAAAAUAAACAAGAGAAAAAACCUGUGACUCCAUCCCCAUCUCCUGCAAACUCAACGGUCAGCCCACAGUCGCUCCUGCCAACAAAUAAAGUAACUGUUGGUGCCCCUUUGUCCAUAAACAUUCCACGCUUCUACUUCCCCAGUGGACUGCCGAAUGUCUGUAACAAUCAUGAGGAGACCAUUAUGAAGGUUGAGGCAGCCUUUUCAGAGUUUGAAGAUGAGAGAGCCCCCCUUAAUGAAAUGGGGAAAAUUGCAAAGAUAUGCUGCUGCCCCCUGUAUUGGAAAGCUCCCAUGUUCAGUGCAUCAGGAGGAGAGCGGACAGGAUUUGUAUCUGUACAUUCAUUUGUAGCUAUGUGGAGAAAGAUACUACACAACUGUCACGAUGAUGCAUCAAAAUUCAUUUGCCUUUUAGCAAAACCCAACUGUAACUAUUUGGAACAAGAAGAUUUCAUACCAUUACUACAGGAUAUAGUGGAAACACACCCUGGACUGACUUUUCUAAAGGAUGCUCCAGAAUUCCAUUCCCGUUACAUUACUACUGUUAUUCAAAGAAUAUUUUACACUGUGAAUAGAUCCUGGUCUGGAAAAAUAUCACUAACAGAAUUAAGAAAAAGUAACUUCCUGCAAACCCUAGCCCUCUUGGAGGAAGAGGAAGACAUAAAUCAAAUAACUGAUUAUUUUUCCUAUGAACACUUCUAUGUCAUAUACUGUAAAUUUUGGGAAUUGGACACUGACCAUGACCUCUACAUCAGCCAGAACGAUCUGGCUAGAUACAAUGAUCAAGCUCUCUCAAGCAGAGUUAUAGAAAGAAUAUUCAGUGGAGCUGUACUUAGAGGAAUUCAAGUAGAGAAAGAGAACCAGAUGAGCUAUGCAGACUUUGUGUGGCUUCUGAUUUCUGAGGAAGACAAAAGAAGCCCAACUAGUAUUGAAUACUGGUUCCGAUGCAUGGAUUUGGAUGGGGAUGGCAUGCUCUCCAUGUAUGAACUGGAGUAUUUUUAUGAGGAACAGUGUGAGAGGAUGGAAUCCAUGGGCAUCGAGCCAUUGCCAUUCCAUGAUUUACUGUGUCAAAUGCUUGAUCUAGUAAAGCCAGACAUUGAGGGACGGGUAACUCUGCGAGACUUGAAAAAAUGCAGAAUGGCUCACAUAUUUUAUAAUACAUUCUUUAAUUUGGAAAAGUACCUGGAUAAUGAACAACGGGAUCCCUUUGCAGUGCAAAAGGAUGUUGAAAAUGAUGGCCCUGAGCCCUCUGACUGGGACAGAUAUGCUGCUGAGGAAUAUGAAAUUCUUGUUGCUGAAGAGUCUGGCAAUGAACAGUUACAAGAAGGAUCCUUUGAAGAUGACUAUGAAACAGAUGAACUGUUAUCGUUCCCUGAAAUUGAAGAAAAGUCGGACAAAUUAGUUAUUUCAGAUCUUGCACCAUAAAAAUAUUGCAGAUGGGUCAUUAAGGUCUGUCAGUAUUAAAUGGAAGUGUCUUCAGUUCCUAUAUUUCAAGAAGUAAUUUUAUUGUUGAAGAUGCAACCAGCCUUUGAAACACAGAUUUUUAAAAAUGUCUUCUGCAGUAUGGUAACUUCCCAAAAUAUGACACUGUCUUUGGAAAAUAUAUUUGUGCAACCAUAUGUAGAAACUGGCUGUAUGUGAUGGGAGUUGUCCAGCACAUCUGGAGAGUUUUGUAAAAGAAACAAGGAGGGCUGUACCCCACAGAAAAGCACAAAAAGAAUCCAUAUUUGCAGAAAUUGUAAAACAUGUUUAAUAAAUUAUUUGUCUUCAUA